Molecule: messenger RNA, 3333 nt
Organism: Phymastichus coffea
Lineage: Eukaryota; Metazoa; Arthropoda; Insecta; Hymenoptera; Eulophidae
Exons: 12
Coding region: 1-3333 (1110 amino acids)
Biological process (GO): DNA integration
Molecular function (GO): nucleic acid binding
Source: RefSeq, a predicted model, not a curated record
AUGCUGGCUGAAAAAGCUACGGAAAGAGUGCUAGCUAAAGAUAGCAGUUUUGGUGAAAAAGCAGUUGCCUUCACCAUAGCUAAUAUUAUGAAAGUUAAAGAUGAUUCAGACGGAGAAAAUAGUACUUUCAUUGAUGAUUUCGUGAACAAAGAAGAGGUCGAAGGAGCAAUGGCUGGUAAGGGCUAUAUCGGUUCGAUUGUGGAGUAUGAUUUGUCGGAAGAUUGGGAGUUAUGGCAAGAGAGAUUGGAACAGUUUUUCACGGCUAAUGAUGUUGAAGAGGAAAAGAAGGUGCCGUUAUUGAUUACGUUUUUAGGUAACAAAGGUUAUGCUUUAUUAAGAGAGUUAUGUACGCCUGAGGGCGAAGACAUUAAAUCAUUUGUUGCUAAUUUGAAAAAGCUUUCUAUGAAUUGUAAUUUUGGUAUGGAAUUGAAGACUCAUUUGCGAGACCAGUUCGUUUUUGGCGUUUCUUGCAAAUCGACUAAAAAGCAUCUACUCAAAGAGAAGUCCUUGACGUUUGAUUCAGCAGUUUUGUUCGCUCAAUCUACAAAAACGGUGACACGUGAUGCUGAAGGGAUGGGAGAAUCAACGGAGAUGGCAUAUUCAACGGCGGUUAACUAUGUAUCAGAUAAGAAGAACAAGAAUUUGAAUCAAAAUGAUAAGACGAGUGAUCAACAGGGUAAUAGUAACAUUAAUUGCUAUUGUUGCGGGAAACCUAACCAUAAGAAACCUAAUUGUAGGUAUCGCAAUUAUCAAUGCAAUGUAUGUCACGAAGUAGGUCAUUUAACUAUUGUGUGUAAAGUGGCGAAGUCUCAGUCAAGUUCUUAUAGUAGGGAUGCGAAUAAUUUCAAAACAAACAGUCAAAAUAAUAGUAAUAGCGAGCGAGUAAAUUUUCAAGGUUAUAAUUUUAAUAAUAAUAAUAAUCGCAGUGGGAUUAGAACAACUAAUUUCAAUAGAGAUAAUUCUAAACAAAACUGUAUUGAUGAAGUAGAUAAUUUUGAACAAGAAUUUAAUAAUCUUUAUCACUUAUCUGAAGAUGAAAAUAAGACAAAAAUUAAACCUCUAAAGAUCAAGGUAACUGUUGAAAAUGUUAAAAUCAUGUUUGAAAUUGAUACCGGGUCACCUAUUACGGCAAUGUCGAGUACUUAUUUUUUUGGUAGACAGGAAUUGAAGUGUUUAAGAAUGUAUGAAUCGAAUCGAAUUUUCAAAAGUUACUCUGGCGAUACUAUUGUUCCGAUUGGUUUAGUUAAAGUUGACGUGUUAUUUGCGAAUCUAAAUUGUAAAUUAUUAUUGUACGUUUUACUUGGUAAUAGGAAACCGAUUUUAGGUAGAGAUUGGUUAGAUGCGUUAGGUAUUAUUAAAAAUUUCGAAUGCAAAUUGAAUGAAAUUAAAGUAACCAAUGAAUGUGGGAGUAGAUAUUUAGCAAUUGUUAAAGAGUUUAAAAAUGUUUUCACUGAUAAAUUAGGCACAUAUAAUAGAAGAACGUUCAAAUUAGAAUUGAAACCAAACGUUACACCGAAGUUUUGUAAACCGAGACCAGUAGCGUAUGCGUUGCGAGAGAAAGUUGAAGCGGAAAUAGAUAGGUUAAUUAAGUUGGAUGUUGCGGAAAAAGUUGAGUCGAGUGAAUGGGCGACACCAAUGGUACCGAUUAUGAAAUCUAAUGGUCAAGUAAGAAUUUGUGGGAACUAUAAAAUUACUUUAAAUAAACAUUUAAUUGUAAAUAGACAUCCUAUUCCAAGAACACAAGAUUUAUUAGCAAUGCUUAAAGGAGGAGAAAUUGAAGAAUUAUUAUUGAAGGAUAUUCCUGGAGUGUUGAAAUUUUUUGAUGAUAUUUUGAUUACUGGAAAAGAUGUUCAUGAACAUCACACGCGAUUAAAAGAAGUUUUAUUACAUUUUAAUAAUGUUGGCUAUACGAUUGAUGCGGAAGGCAUUCACGUUUCAGAAAAGAAAAUUGUAGCAAUCAAAAAAGUAGAGAUACCAAAGAACGUCAAAGAAUUACAAGUUUUCUUAGGUUACUGCGAUAAGAUUUUCGUUGGAAAUGAACUCAGGAUUGUCAUGAAGCCUUUGAGAAAGCUAAGGUUACCUAUCAAAAUCACCGUUGAUGCAGGCCCUGAGGGUAUUGAAGCGGAAGCGUCGUAUAUUUUUCCUGAUGGUAACUGUAGACCAUUUGCAUUUGCAUCAAGAUCACAUACACCAGCAGAACAGACAGAUUAUAAGCCACUUAUUUAUAUUUUUGGAGAUAAAAAAGGUUUACCAGUAAUGGCUUCAAAUAAAGUACAACGAUGGAGUGUUAUUUUAGCUGCAUAUGAUUAUGAACUAAGCAAAGAAAGGGAGUUGACAUUGGAAAAUGGUUGUGUUAUGUGGGGUUAUCGUGUGUGUGUUCCUUUGAGUAUCAGAGAAGAAAUGUUAAAUGAGCUUCAUAGUUCGCACAUGGGUGUUGUACGCAUGAAGAUGUUGGCUCGCAAAUACGUUUGGUGGCCGUCGAUGGACCGUCAGAUUGAAAAUAAAUGUAAACAAUAUUUUUGUGGACCAAUUGAUGGGAAAAUGCAUAAUGUAAUUUUACAUAGUCAUUUAAAGUGGUUUGAUAUAAGAGAAUUGAAUAAUAUUAUAGCGGAAACUACUAUUGAUGUUUUCAGAGAUUAUUUUGUAACUUGGGGAAUUCCAAAAAAGCUAGUUACAGACCAUGGUCCUACGUUUAUAUCGAAGUUAUUUGAAGAUUUUAUGUUAGCCAAUGGAGUUACACACAUAAAAUGUGUACCUUACCAUCCUGCCAGUAACGGAGCUGCUGAAAAUGCAGUGAAAACUUGCAAAGCUAAAAUUAAAAUUCUGAAUAGACAAUGUUCAACAAGAAAGGAAGCUCUUGCAAAAUAUUUAUUUCAUUACCGCUCGUCUCCUCAUUGCACAACAGGUGUAAGUCCAGCUGAAUUACAAAUGGGAAGAAAAUUUCGUACAAGAUGGGAUUUAUUGAAAGAAAAUGUUGGCAAUCGUGUUGCACUUAAACAAGCAGAUCGCCAAAAAUUUUUUAGAGGUAAUAGAAAGGUGAGUUUUGACGAAGGAAAAGUAGUAAUGGCUAGAGAUUAUGCAAAUGGUAAUUGGCGAAAAGCUGAAGUUAGUAAACAGAUAAGUCCUAUUACAUACAAUGUCACAACAAAUGAUCAGCAAGAAUGGAAGCGUCAUAAUGAUGUGAUUGAUAAAGAUAAAGUAAAUGUGUUUGAGAAUGAUUUUAAAAAAUACGUUCAAUCAAAUGUUAUUAAAAAUACAGAUAGUCCAAAAGUAGAUUCUAUUGUUCAAAAUGAAAAUGUUUAUGAUUCUAAGGUGGAGGAAUGUAAUGUAUGA